Balaenoptera acutorostrata (minke whale) is the source of this 1089-nucleotide messenger RNA. Its product is annotated as basic salivary proline-rich protein 1-like. Bases 1 to 1089 code for a protein of 362 amino acids. The transcript is spliced from 2 exons. Lineage: Eukaryota; Metazoa; Chordata; Mammalia; Artiodactyla; Balaenopteridae. The record is from RefSeq and is a predicted model, not a curated record.
AUGAACUAUAUUAAUGGCAUCACUCUUACAGCUCUCAAAGUUGAAGAAAAGAGUCCAAGCUUAGGUUCUGACACACUUCAUUUUAACAGCAUGCAUCAGCCUCAGGGGCCUCUCCCUCGGGAGGGGAAGGACAAGUACCGACGGGCUGGGCUGGACCCGGGGGUCCUAAGGGGGUCGGAAGCGCGGUCUCUUUUCCUACCCACUUUCCCCGGCCCGGGAUCCGCGAGCACAGAGCAGGGAGGCACCCGGGUGAGAGGCGGGGAGCUGCGCCCGGCGCCGCCCAGGACGCCCCGGGCAGCAGGAGCAGCGCGGCGAGAAGCGCCCGGGGCUCGGGGCCGAGGGGGAAGCCGAGCGGGGCGCGACCCCGACCCGCGCCGCCCCCCCCCCGCCCCGGCCCGGCUCAGGGGCCACCCGGAGGCCGCCCCCCGGCCCAGGACUGGCACGGACGCGCCAGUGAGCCCGGGGCCAACUCCACAACUUGGCGGCCCCGCUGCCCGGGCCCCCCGAGUUCCCGGGGAGAUUCGGACCCAGCAAGAGAGGCGGAAUUUCCCCGGAAACCACCCCCCGCCAUCUCGCCCCGCCGCCGAGCCCACCCCGCCGUCUGCGUCCGCUCCCGCCACCCGCAGCGCCGGCCCCGCCGCCCCGACGCCCCCGAGGCCCUACCGGCCAACGCCAACGCCGCCGCGGGCCGCGAUCCCGGCCGUUUCCGGCGGCGCGGGCGGCCGCUCCUCCGAGCCCCCCAGCCGCGGCCGCCACUCACCCGAGGCCGCCGCGGCUCCGAGCCCGGGGCUCCGGCAGGCUCACUCCGCGAAGGCGCCCCGCCGCCCCGUCCUCCCUCGGCGCCCCAGCGAGCUCUUGCCUCCGACCGGCAGCACUGCCGAGCGCAGCGGCGGACGCGAGGCCACGGGCGGGCGUGCGGGCGCGCGGGCGGGCGUGGGGCCGGGUCGUCCCUCCGCCUCGGCCGCCGCCUCCUCCUCCGCCGCCGCCGCCGCCUCCCGAGUUCGGGGCUCUGCUGCAAUGUCUGCGAGGCUGACUUUGAGCGCCUCGCUCGCCGCCCGCCCGCAGCCGCGCUCCUCCCUCCGCCGCUGA